AUGUUCAGGCAAACUAAGAGAAGAACCGCAGGACGUAGAAACUUUGAGCAAGGGAAAAAUGGUAGCAUUUACCAAUCUUUAAACUCAAAUCAGUACGGUUCGAGGUUGUCAUUUUAUGAUAUACCGCCAUUGGAAGAAAUCACUCUAGAGGAGUUUGAAACAUGGGCGAUUGAUAGACUAAAGAUAUUAAUAGAAAUUGAAUCAUGUGUUGCUAGGUCUAAGUCUAUAAAAGACAUUGAACAAACAAUCAAACCAUUAUUUUUGAAAUAUUUACCACUUAAUCCAACAUCGAAUAAUAAUGAGGCCAUGACAUACCAAGAACGUCGAAAGGAUCAUUACUCGCAUUAUAUAUUGAGGUUGGUUUUUUGCCGUACAGAAGAAUUAAGAAAGAAGUUCAUCAAGAAUGAGACUAUACUCUUCAAAGUCAGAUACAAUAUGUUGCAGCCAAAGGAACAACAAGAGUUUAUAGCUAGCUACAAAGACAAAUUGCCAUGGCAAUACAUAUCAAACGAAGAGAAGGUGGAUAUGUUUGAGGACUUGUAUGCAGCAACUGGGGCCACCAUUAGAAAUGUAUUAUUCAUGGAAAGUGGAGAUCCAAGUUUCACCAUUGCGAAUGAACAAUUAAAGCAACACAUCAGGGUUAAGGAGAAUUUUAUUAAACUACCAUUCGAUAAGGUGCCAAAUUUGGUGGCUUCAAGACUGGUAUUAUUAAGAGGUGGUUAUGCGUAUAUUCCCUCCACUUUGCAAUUAAACUUAUUGUCAAUCGAAUUUCAAGAUAUUUUGACUAGAAACUUAAUGAGAACGUUUCAAACUUUACCAAGAUUAGAAGAAGAUGACAGAUUAUUACCAUUGUUAAACAACUUGUCUCAUAACUUUUCAAACGUUCAAUAUGAAUCAGCAUUUGGAAAUGAUCCUUCCUUAAUAUCAGAUAUAAAUGCACAAUCUAUCACCACCCCAGCCAUCAAUAAGCACUAUCCAUUAUGUGCAUCUCAUUUACAAAAGAACUUGAUACUAAGCUCUCAUUUGAAAUAUCAAGGACGUCAACAACUCGGUCUCUUUUUAAAGGGGAUAGGUUUGAACGUUGAUGAAGCAUUAAAGUUCUGGUCCUAUCAAUUCACCAAGUCAUCCAAUGCAAUUAACUUAGAAAAGUUUAAUAAAGAAUACAAAUAUAAUAUUCGUCACAACUACGGUUUGGAAGGGGCAAGAAUUAAUUAUAAACCGUGGGAUUGUGCAAGGAUCUUGCUGAAACCAAAACCUGGAAAAGGCGAAUACCAUGGAUGUCCAUAUCGUGAUUUAAGUGUUGAUGCUCUAGUUAAUAACUUGAACGAAAUGGGCAUUAAUGAUCAACAAGACAUUAACGGUGUUGUCGACGAUGUCAGCAGAAAUGACUACACUGUUGCAUGUACCAGAGUAUUUGAGAUAACCCACAAAAAUCAACUCGGUAAGAACAAUAAGGCUACGGAAGGAAUGCAUAUCAAUCAUCCGAAUCUCUAUUUUGACAGAUCAAGACAGUUAGAUAGGCUUGAUUCCAAAAUUUCUCAAUCGGUAUCUAGUAAUUAG
Debaryomyces fabryi is the source of this 1560-nucleotide messenger RNA. It is a transcript of the gene PRI2, whose product is annotated as DNA primase subunit. Gene Ontology annotation, cellular component: alpha DNA polymerase:primase complex. The record is from RefSeq and is a predicted model, not a curated record. Gene Ontology annotation, biological process: DNA replication, synthesis of primer. NCBI's taxonomy places the organism in Eukaryota, Fungi, Ascomycota, Pichiomycetes, Serinales, Debaryomycetaceae. Bases 1 to 1560 code for a protein of 519 amino acids. The transcript has a single exon.